UAAGGUUAUGCGUAAAACACGAGUAUCGCCGCUUAGUAAAGAACGCGCCGUUAAAAAUUCUCGUUAUUUUCGGUUCGACGACGUUAUAUUAUUUCAGUGCCGGUAUAAUAUGUGAUAAAAGGAUACUCCCAAGUCGAUACUUAUUCAGAACGUGCUUAGUGUUGUGAGAGGCUACUAAUGUGUAGCGGGUCGCAAAUGAUACAAACAGACGAUCAGCAUAAACAUAAAUAAAAUAUUUUCAUUAUCUGUUACACAGUUACUAAUUCAAUAGAUACUUUAUUACGUUAACUGUUACGUACGAAAUGACCAAUAUGACAAUCUGGAAUAAGUUUAUGCUUUUAUUGUGGAAGAACCUUAUCAUCCAAUGGAACCAUAAGUGGAAAACUAUCUUAGAACUGGUGUCGCCAAUUUUUUUUGCCCUGAUCUUCGUUGUACUCCGUUAUGCGAUCCCAACGAGUUCGGUUAGUCUCCACAUUGACGACAUUGGGUACAAUAUUGUAGAUUUUUCUAACAAAGAUUUUAGAGAGGGUUGGAGGCUCGAAGUCUUCAACUUACCCGUGUACUAUUCACCUGCGAAUGAUGUAUUGGAUACAUUUCUCGGCGACAAUUUGUACAAUAUCACCCUCAUCGCAUCGAAAAACGCCGUUCAACUGGAAUCGGAUGUGAUCCAAAACAAGGCCCUAGCCGGCAUUCAGUUCGAUGAUGCUUGGGCCAAUCUUACGGACAGAAUUCCAGAUGAUUUUCGCUUUGCUCUUCGAUUUCCAUCAGAACCCAAUUAUUGGCGUACAAACGAACUGUUUCCCACAAUUGAUCUCAGGGGACCCAACCAUGGCAAUCCGAGGUAUUUUGAACAGGGAUUCCUGGCUUUGCAACACUCCCUUUCCAUGGCCUUCAUACGGGACAAAGGCUACAUCGAUGACAUGCCGACACAUAUGCAGUACUAUCCUUAUCCCACCUACACAAACGACAAUUUUAUCACCUGGUUGACUCUGUUGCUUCCGUGUUUCAUCGUGCUGAACUUCACUUACCACUACAUGGGUAUGAUUAAGUUUAUCGUCGCAGAGAAGGAGAAACAACUCAAGGAGAUUAUGAAGGUCCUAGGAUUGGGGAACUGGCUUCAGUGGACUGCUUGGUUUGUCAAGUUCCAAAUACCGCUUACCUUAUCAGCCAUUUUCAUCACCGCAAUUCUCAAGAUCGACACGAAAAAUGGCGCCAUUUUGCCAAAUACUGAUCCAACCGCACUGCUCUUUUUUCUUGUCGUAUACUUCAUUGCGAACACCUGUUUCUGCUUCAUGGUGAGCUCCAUGUUCUCGAAAGCCCGCAGAGCAACCACUGUCAUGGCCUUGGUAAGCAUCCUUGCGCUCAUACCGUACUUCUGCACAUUUCAUAACGCCAGCCUGUGCCCUAAAGUGGUGUGGAGCUUAGUUCCGAACUCGGCCCUGGGACUUGGCUUUAAAGUGAUCGUGAACUUCGAGGAGGUUGGCGAUGGUCUGCAGUGGAGAAGUAUGUUCACACCCGCUUCCGAGGGCAAUCCCCUGACCAUGGGCGUCGUUAUAAUUACGAUGAUGGUCUCCAGUGUAGCCUGCAUGAUCAUUUGCUUGUAUGUGGAGAAGGCCAUGCCGGGAGGCAUUGAAGAUCUGCGCCCCUGGUAUCUUUCAUUUACCCAGACAGGCGGGAAUACCGAAGGACAACUCGCGGAGGUGGAGACCGUGCGGCUGAAGCAACUGGAUCCCUCUUCUUUUGAAGCGGUUUCGGAAAACAAGCAAAUCGGGCUGAAGAUCACCAACCUCACGAAGCGCUUCGACGACAAAACGGCGGUCAAGGGCUUAUCCAUGAACCUGUACCAGGACGAGAUCACGGUCUUGCUGGGGCACAAUGGAGCCGGCAAGAGCACCACCAUAUCAAUUUUGACGGGAGCGAUUCCGGCGACAAGAGGCAAUGCCAUCAUAAACGGCAGUGAUAUUACCAAAAACGCCGAGGAGGCGCGCCGGUCUAUAGGAAUCUGUCCACAGCAAACUGUUCUCUUCGACGAGAUGAGUGCGUCGAACCACAUUCGAUUCUUCAGCCGGAUCAAGGGACUCCGCGGAGAGGCCGUGGAGAUGGAGGUCACGAAGUACCUAAGCAUGAUCGGGCUGGAGCACAAGGGGGAUGUGGUCUCGUCUAAACUGUCUGACGAAAUGAAGCGCAAGCUGUCCGUCUGCUGUGCCCUGUGCGGCGGCUCGAAGGUGGUGCUGUUGGACGCACCGAGCUCCGGGAUGGAUCCGUCCGCCAGGCGGCAGGUCUGGGAUCUCCUCCAGAAAGAGAAGUUCGGACGCACCCUGCUGUUGACCACGCAUUUGAUGGACGAGGCCGAUGUGCUGGCUGAUCGCAUUGCUAUCAUGUGCGACGGUGAGCUUCAGUGCCACGGCACCUCCUUAUUUCUAAAGAAGCGAUUUGGCUCAGGAUACCAACUGACCAUUGCUAAGCGCAAGGACUGCAGCACGAACGAGGUGACGGCCCUGCUGAACAAGUACAUUCCGGGUCUGAGGCCGGAGCGCGACAAUGAGACCGAGCUGUCGUACCAACUGCCGGAUAGCCUGUCCCCGAGGUUCGAGGAGAUGUUCAGCCAGCUGGAGGAGCGUUCAGAGGAACUGCACUUGAACGGCUUCGGCGUCAAAUUCAGCACGCUGGAGGAGGUGUUCUUGAAGGUGGGCGUCGAUAAUGAAAGCACAGAAAAUGAUAAGAACCCAAGCGGAAUGAUGAACGGGAAGGAACAGCCCCACGAUAUCUUUGAGGACAGUCUGCAGCCGCUACAAGGACUACAGCUUCUGUUAAAUCAAUGCAAGGCCAUGUUCUUGAAAAAGGGAUUAUACACUUGGCGGAAAAAAUAUCUCUUGUUCGUUACACACGUCAUUCUGUUGAUCUUCCUGGUAACCUCUUUCCUGAACAUCCUCCCGACCUACGAUCAGAGUCCCAUGACAAUAUCGUUAGCCCAAUAUCCCUCCACUGUGAGUGUUGUGGAUAUUUCUGAAGUAGGAAGCCACUCAUUGGAAUACAAGAUGGGCCAGGAGUACGCUAAUCUGGUUAAUUCGUAUGGCGGCGACCACAAAGUGGAGUUGACGGGCACUAAAAAUUUUAAAGACUACAUUUUAGGGAUUGGAGAUGCAAAACAGACGGGGAUCAACCCGCGCUACCUCGUGGGCGUUUCUAUUUCAUACUAUGGUAUCGCUGCCAGGCUAAAUAACCAGGCUUAUCACGCGGCUCCUUUAAGCCUCAACUUGGCUCAUAACGCUUUGGCCAGGGCGGCAGUCCAUCGACCUGUUCGUAUCGAAGUUACUAACGCGCCUCUGCAUUAUUCCAAACCCUCUAAAGAUGGAUUUGGUCAACUGAGAGAAUGGUAUCAGAGAAAUUACCUCUCGUACAGUCUGUGCCUUGGCAUGCUCUUUGUGUGCUCGAUAUACGUCGUGCUUCCGAUUGAGGAGCGCAGGUCCAACGCUAAGUUGCUGCAAUUUGUCGGUGGUGUGAAAGCAUGGAUCUUCUGGUUGACACAGUUUGCUAGUGAUUUUGCCAUCCAUUUAAUAACAUGCCUAAUUGUGUUCAUCCCAAUCCUUUUCUUACUGGAACCGGGAUAUUUGGCUCUUAGUGAGCUGGGCAUCUUAUUCAUAGUGCUGAUUAUCUUUGGUUUUUCGGUUAUACCGUUUAUCUACCUAAUGUCGUUUUUCGUAAAAAAUACGCCUACAGUUUUUAUUUGGAAUGCUUUGCUUUUUGUUUUUACCCUUAUUGGCUAUACAGCAGCGGCAAUGAACGAAUUUAAAAUACAUUUUGUGUUCAAAUUGCUGUUCAGUUUGUUCCCCCAGAUAUCCAUAUUAGGGGGUGUAUCCAAUGUUUUUUUCGUCAGGUUUUUUGGGAAACAAAAGUGUACUAGUGUUGAUGGAGAUACAAGCUGCAACUCGGAACCUUUUUAUGAAAAUUCUAAUUUGUUAUUAACGUGGGAAAGUCCUGGAGUACUAUCGGAAUUGGUCUCCAUGAUUUGCAGCGGCGUAUUUUUCUUUUUCAUCACUUUAUUGUUGGAGAGUCGGGUGAUCCAGACGCUGAUGUUUAAAAUGCGGCAAAAUCUUAAAAAAACAGCUCUGCCGCCCCCAGAAGGUCACUUGGAGGAAGACGUGGAUCGGGAGCGAAGUCGCAUCCUUUGCUUAACCCAGGACGAGGUGGCAUCCAAGAAGCUGGUGAUGGAUAGACUCACAAAGAACUACGGCAAAUUCCUUGCUGUUAAUCAGGUGUCGUUUUGCCUAAACGGUAGCGCCGAAUGCUUUGGAUUGCUUGGAGCGAACGGAGCCGGAAAAACGACCACGCUCAAGGUGAUGACUGGCGAAGAGCGGAUCAGUUCGGGGACCGUCCACGUCCAGGGUAAGGCCGUUGGGUGGAACAUGAGCGGGAUCUACCAGGUGAUCGGCUACUGUCCACAGUUCGACGCGCUACCAGAAGCUCUUACGGGUCGGGAGGUGCUGAGAAUUUUCUGCCUGCUUGGCGGAGUGCGGAGUGCGAGCAUCAGGCAGGUUUCCGAGGACCUCGCCAGGUCCUUGGGCUUCUCGAUGCACCUUGACGAGCGAACGGAGUCCUACAGUGCUGCAAACAAGAGAAAGCUGAGCACGGCCAUCGCCGUGGUGGGAAGUUCCUCGGUGGUUCUCCUGGACGAACCCUCAUCCGGCCUGGAUCCGGCGGCAAGGCGCCAGCUGUGGAACGUGGUCAGCCGCAUCCGCGACUCCGGCAAGUCCAUCAUAUUGAGCUCCCACAACAUGGAGGAGGGUGAGGCGCUCUGCACCCGACUGGCCAUUAUGGGGAACGGCAAAUUCCUCUGCCUCGGGUCCACGCAGCACCUAAAGAGCAAGUUCUCCAAGGGCCUGAUCCUUAAGAUCAAGGUGAAGGAAACCAAUGCCGUCAUAGAAUUCAUUAGGAGCCAUUAUCCGCAUUCCGUUCUCAGGUAUUCUACCCUGGGUCUUUUGACAUUCGUCAUUCCUCUGAACGAGGCCAAAUGGUCGGGUCUGUUCGUGGUGAUGGAGGAGAAUCGUGUCCGGCUGGGUGUGGAGGAGUACUCGGUCAGCCAGACUUCGCUGGAGGAUAUCUACUUGGAUUUGCUGGAAACCAACAGGGAUCAACAAUAAGUUGAACUUAUAUAUGAUUUGUUCUCUGUUCAUUCUUUUUUACUUGUUUUUUUAUUUUAAAUAAAAAAUGU
This is a messenger RNA of Drosophila ficusphila, 5212 nucleotides long. RefSeq names its product phospholipid-transporting ATPase ABCA3-like. The transcript has 10 exons. Gene Ontology annotation, molecular function: ATP hydrolysis activity; lipid carrier activity; ABC-type transporter activity. The record is from RefSeq and is a predicted model, not a curated record. Gene Ontology annotation, cellular component: intracellular membrane-bounded organelle; membrane. Gene Ontology annotation, biological process: transmembrane transport; lipid transport. The coding region runs from base 303 to 5141 and encodes 1612 amino acids. NCBI's taxonomy places the organism in Eukaryota, Metazoa, Arthropoda, Insecta, Diptera, Drosophilidae.